AUGAGAUCACUGCAUGUAGCAAUUGAUGCCGUGAAUUUCAUUGACAUCGUCGAGGGGCAGCAGCAGGGCAGCGUCGCGGACGGCCUGAUCAGCGUUCUGAAGGACGAGCUCAAAGUGGAGAAGGAGCGGUACCGCACGCCAGAGGAAGUGCUGGAGGGGCCCCCAAACGGCUUUGAGCUGGAGGACACGCCCAACAGCAACAGCAUCACCCUGGCACGCAGCUUCAAGGGGGAGGAUGUGUACGUGGAGGUUGACCUGGAUGAGCAGAUGGCGGCAGAGGACGACCAGGACGAGGACGACGAGGACGAGGAAGAGGAGUAUGUGGCGACGCCCGUCCUGUUCAGUGUCACAGUCAGCAAGGGCGACUCCAUGAUCGCCUUCAAGUGCGUCGGCGGCGGCGACUACGUGCGCAUAACCCAGGUCGAGCUGGACGACACGUCUGACAGCGACCAGUUCACGCCCUACACAGGGCCGGUGUUUGAGGAGCUGGACGAGACGCUGCAGCAGGCCUUCACAGACUACCUGGAUGAGAGGGGCAUCACUCCCGAGUUUGGGUCCUACCUUGUUGAGCUCGUGGCUGACAAGCUGGAGGUGGAGUACAUGAACUGGCUGCAGAGGACCUUGACCGCCAUGGAGGACGCGCCGGCCGACAAACCCGACGGCGCAGCAGCAGCGGCUGCGCUGUCAUCCUCGUCGCGUGUACUUGUCCUGGAGUACGUGAAAGAGCUGUCUGAUGGCUACGAGCUGCUGCAGCUGCUCAGGGAGUUCGACAUCCCCCUGCUGCAGGUGCUGCUCAUAACCCCAGAGGGCGUAUCGCGGGACGCACUGCGCCGCCUGAGGCUGCUCAAGGAGUCGGCGCUGACGUCAGCCGUGCGUGAUCAGGAGCGGCUGGUGGAGCAGCGCCAAGCAAAGUGGGAGGCCAACGCGGCACCUCUGAUCGAGCUCUUCUCCUCCCUUGGCAUGCUGUCAGAGGUCUUCGCACCCAGCCCCAAGCAGCUCCCCACUGGACUACUGACCACAAUCGGCUACGGCCAGGCCCCACCCCCAGGCGCCACCAGCCCGCCCUCGCCGCUGGACGCGGGCGGUUGGAUGGCGCGCGCCGGGUGGCGCGCCGGCUGCCGCGGCGGGUCGCUGAUGCCGGGGCUCUUUGCACUGCCUGUCAAGCCCGUCACGUCGCGGCGCCUAGUGUCCGACGCAGCCGAGCGCCGCGCCGCCCUCAAGGCCGCCGCGGCCAGCAGCGGCCUACGAGGCCUCGCGGAUGGCUCUUUCUGCCUGCCUGCGCCACGCCGCGCGGUGGCGUGCGCCGCGGACGCGGUGUGGGCGGCGGCACCGGGGCGCUACCUCGUGUCCCGCAAGGCGGACGGCACGCGGCACCUGCUGAUUGCGGCGGGCGAAGGGGGGGUAUACCUGCUCAAUCGCGCGGGGACGCUCUACCGCCACCCGCUGGUGCUCGGCCGCCGCAGCCGCGACACGGCCAGCCGCGGCAGCGGCUACGACGGCGCAGGUGACAGCAGCAGCAGUCCCGGGGCCAGCAGCAGCAGCGGCAGCGGCAGCGGCAGCGGCAGCGGCAGCGGCAGCGGCAGCGGCAGCGGCAGCGGCAGCGGCAGCGGCAGCGGCAGCGGCAGCGGCAGCGGCAGCGGCGGCUGCGAAAGCCUGGAGCUGCCGCCCGGCACGAUCCUUGACGGCGAGCUGCUGUGGUCCGGCCCGCCCAGCGCCCGCCGCGGCUUCUUCCUUGCGUUUGACGCCCUCAGCCUCGGCGACGGCACGCCGGCGCCCCGCCUCUGGUCGCAGCCCCUGGCCGAGCGGCUGGCGGUGCUGGAGCAGCUGGGACUCGUCGAAGCGGAAGCUAACGCACAGCUGCGGGCGGCAGCGGCAGCGGCGGCGUGCUACAAGGGCCCUGAUGCGGCCGCUGCGGCUCCAACGGGGCCGAACGGGCGGCCGCAUGACUGCUGGCUGAGCUGGCCGGGCCUGGCCUCGAAGCAGCUGGCGGCAGACGGCGGCGGCCCCGUGCUGCUGCUGCGCAAGCAGCAUCACGAGGUGACCGCGGCCACGAUCCGCCAACUGCAGGCCACCGCAGACACGUGCCCCUACCCCUCCGACGGCCUGGUGUUCACGCCAGCCGCCUGCCCGUACGUGCUGGGCAUGGCCGAGCUGAUGCUGAGGUGGCAGCCGUCGGCCCGCGCGGGCGCGGAGCUCACAGGGGCAGACCUGGUGCGGCAUAUCAUGCGCGAGGGCACAGCGGGCGCCGCUGCUGUGAUCGAUUGGCUGUGCGCCGGCAGCGCCCAGGCGUCUGCGGCGCUGGUCAAGCUUUCACGGACGCUGUACGACCCGAAGCCGAUUCCGCGCCGCUCUGGGCGCCGGGCCUCCUUCAUGCCAGCCCAAGCGUCGAUGUCAGAAGCUACAGCCAAGGCACGCGUCGCUGAAGACGCCUUCAAGCUGCUGCCGCGCGCCCUCGUUUAUGAGUUCGUGCGCGUGGCGGUGUCCCCGCCUGGGCCACCAGCCGGCUCGAGGGCGGCGCGGCGAGGGCUGGCGGCCGCGGCCCCACGCCGCACCCUAUGGGUGCCGACCUGCGUGCGGUGGGACAGGCAACGCGGCAGCGCGGCAGCAGUUGUGACGCGGAUGGAGAAGGAGAGCCCAGCCACGUGCUUCGACCUGGAUCAACUCGCGGCCGCGAUUGAGGAAGCCGAGGGGCAGCGGGCGCAGGCCCAGCAGAAGCAACAGCAGCAGCAGCAGCAGCAGCAGCAGCCGCCUGCUGACCAGCAGCUGACGGCGGCUCCCAGCGCCAUGGUGCACCCGGCGCGGGCGGUGCCGUUUGAGGAGCUGGCCGCGGCGGUGGCUGCCGAGGUCGCGGCCGGGCGGGUGGAAGAAACGGUGGAUGCGGCGACAGGCCUCCACGUCUUCAGCUACCUUAUCCGCGACGACAACCAGGGCGCCGACAGCCAGCAGGGAGCCGACAGCAAGAGUGCCGACGGUAGCCCAAGCGAGGGCGUCCGCACGAUAGGCGGCGCCCCUGUUGCAGCGGUCUGCCGCGGCCUGGUGCUGCACCCCGCCACGCGCGCCGUCGUCGCGGCGCCGUUUGUGCGCUUCGGCGACGUCGACGGCAGGGCGUGCGGCGCGGGUGGCGGCUGGGGCCGGGACGACGCCGCCGCGAGCGCGAGCCUCAAGGUUGAUGGCUCCCUGGCUGUGGCCUUCCUUUGGGGCGGCCAGGUGCACGCCUGCACGCGGCGGCGCAUGGAUUCGGAGCAGGCGCUGUGGGCGCGGGACUGGCUGCGCGCCAACGCGCCCGCCGGCGCCUUUGAGCCCGGCUGGACCUACAUGCUUGAGGCAGUCUACCGGAACAACACCCACGUGGUCGCCUACGACUUUGAGGGGCUGGUGCUCCUGGCCGCCACAGACCCAGCCGGCCGAGAGGUCCCCGGCGGCGCUCCGCUGCAGGCGCUCGCGCGCCGCCUGGGCGUCAUGGCUGCGCCACGCGUCGAGGGGCGCUGGGCCGAGCUGCAAGCCUGGCUGGGCGGCGGCGGUGGCGGCGGCGGCGGCGGCGGCACCAGGGGCGCGGCGGGCUACGCUGACUCAGAGGGGUGGGUGCUACAGGAGGCAUUGAGCGGGCGGCGCGCCAAGCUCGUGUUUGAGGGCUACAAGGCCGCCGCGCGGGCCGGCCGCCUGCUGCACCCGCUCACCUUUUGGGACGCCGUCCGCAACGUCGGCGUGCGGUCGCCCGCGGCGCUCGCCGCGCGGCUCAUGGGGGCGGGGGGCCCGGCGGGUUCGGCCGCGCCUUGCAGGGCCGGGGGCAGUGACAGCGGCAGUGGGGAUGAGGGGUGGGCCGACCAGCAGUGCGGGCCCCGGCUGCCGCCACACUUCCACGAGGAGCUGACGGGAAUGCUGGACGCCAUGCUGACCGCCUACGACCGCGCCCGGCGCGAGCUGCGGUGCGCCGUCCGCAGCGCUCAGCAGGGCGGCUGCGGCGGCGAUGGCGGGCCGGCGGCGGCGGCGCCGCCGCCGCGGCUGCGGGUUCUGCUUGCUGAGCUGGCGGGCGGCCAGCACGUGGAGGACAGGCCCACAGCGGAGCGCGAGCUGUCAGGCCUGCUGGCUGCCCUAACACUCAGCGAUGACUCAUCACCGCUCUCGAAGGGCGGCCGCGGCGAAGAGGCGAGGCGCGGCGGGGAGGGCGCCAGCGCAGGGGAGAGCGGACGCGGUGACGAGGACAGGCGCAGCGGUGAGAGCGCCACCGUGGCCGGGGCAGGAUUUCUGGCAGAGCCAGUGCAGCCACAGAUUUUGGAGCAGGGGGAUGAGGACAGGCAGCGACGCGAGCAGCUGCAUGGCAGCCCCGCGUUCCGCGCGGCGCUGGCGUACGCGCUGCAGCGCAUGGAAGGCGGCGGCGCGGGCGGCGGCGGCAGCGACAGCAAAGGGGACGACCCCUUUGACGUGGGAACGUUCAGGUCGCCAGGGUGGACAAGGGGCUUUUGGGGCUCUUCCAUCAGCCGCUACGAGGGCGCCGCCAGCAGGGGGCUGCCGCUGCUGCGCGGACUGAUCUUGAACUGCAUACGCCCCUCGGCCGCCGGCGCCCUGCCCGGCUACCGCCCCUCCGGCAGCUUCGCUCAGACAUACGCCAAGGGCUGGGCGCGUGGCGGCCCCGCCGACGCGCGCACGCGCGCGGUGGAGGAGCAGGCGCAGGCGGGCGUCGGCGAGGCGCUGCGCGCCGCAUUCGUGAACGCGGCGCUGGGCGGGGCCGAGCUUGCGCGGGCUGCUGCGGUGUGCCGCGGGUGGCGUGACGAGAUUGCGGGCAGCGAUGCAGCAGCCGCCAAGGUCCUCAGUAGUGCAGGGGCACACUCUCUGGGGAAUGCAGGGCAGCACGAGUCAGGACACAUCAAGAACCAGGCUAACAUGGGGGCCACAACUUGA
Monoraphidium neglectum is the source of this 4899-nucleotide messenger RNA. RefSeq lists its product as hypothetical. Gene Ontology annotation, cellular component: mitochondrial matrix. The coding region runs from base 1 to 4899 and encodes 1632 amino acids. The record is from RefSeq and is a predicted model, not a curated record. NCBI's taxonomy places the organism in Eukaryota, Viridiplantae, Chlorophyta, Chlorophyceae, Sphaeropleales, Selenastraceae. The transcript has 12 exons.